Messenger RNA from Acipenser ruthenus (sterlet), 1250 nucleotides. RefSeq names its product pterin-4 alpha-carbinolamine dehydratase/dimerization cofactor of hepatocyte nuclear factor 1 alpha (gene pcbd1). The transcript is spliced from 4 exons. The record is from RefSeq and is a predicted model, not a curated record. The coding region runs from base 214 to 522 and encodes 102 amino acids. Gene Ontology annotation, biological process: tetrahydrobiopterin biosynthetic process. Gene Ontology annotation, molecular function: 4-alpha-hydroxytetrahydrobiopterin dehydratase activity. NCBI's taxonomy places the organism in Eukaryota, Metazoa, Chordata, Actinopteri, Acipenseriformes, Acipenseridae.
GCCCUGCCGCUGAGACCAGGCUAUUGACCGUCAGCAAUCAGUGUGUCAGGCUGCUGCAAAUUCCUUUGCCUAUUUCUGGUCAGGCUCUAGCACAGACAUCUAAAUGGGGUCUUGUUCACUAGUUCCAGCUGCAUCAGGAGCCAGACAGAAGCCAGCACAGGCACACACUGCACGAAGGAGGAUUCUCUUUAACUACAGCUUCAAUCACACACUAUGGCUGGCAAAGUGCACAGACUGAGCCCGCAGGAGCGAGGGGAGCUGCUGCCCAACCUGAGGGCUGCUGGCUGGGUUGAGGUGGAAGGGAGAGACGCCAUCUAUAAGGAAUUCCUCUUUAAAGAUUUCAACCAGGCCUUUGGGUUUAUGACGAGAGUGGGUCUGCAGGCAGAGAAGAUGGACCAUCACCCAGAGUGGUUCAACGUCUAUAACAAGGUCCAUGUCACCCUGAGCACUCACGACUGCAACGGACUCUCUCACAGGGAUGUCACCCUCGCUGGAUUCAUCGAGCAGGUCGCUGCUCCUUAACCAGGAGCUUGGGGCGCACGACGGACAGUUCCUGUUCUUGUUAAUGAUGUUGUUGUGACUGCCAGUUUCACAGCCAAGAUCAUCAAUGUGAUCAAUCCUCCCCUAAAACACAAUUCAAACCCUUUACUUGUCCAGUUAAAAACCCUGUAAAGUGAAAAAAAGUCAAACUUUUUAAAACCAUUUGAAUGGUAAAAUACAGUGAAAUUCUAAUCUGAACUUGCUCUCUCCAUCUCUGUGGAGUGUUCAGCCCUCAAGUCUGUUCAGCUAUUGUGUCGGACUGUGUAUUUUUUGUAAUCUUAUACUGGGUAAAUGCAUGUAAUACAUUAUAAAUGUAAUAUAUAUAUAUAUAUAUAUAUAUAUAUAUAUAUAUAUAUAUAUUCACCCAUAAAGUUUUAACCAAAAGUUCUAAGCAGACCAACUGCUGUUUGCUUCAUUGAUUGAUUGGACUGAUGCACUCUUGUCUGCAGGUUGCGAGAGCUAUUUCAAUUGCUAACAAACACAGUUGCUCCUUUUCAGAUUGCUUGCCAUUUAGAUACUAGGUUAACAGGGUACUCAAAAUAUCAUUCAAAUGUGUUACUUUAUACAGAAGAAUUUCAAGUAAUAUGGCCCAAACUACAAUGUGUAAACUGUACAUUGUUGUGUCGGUGUUAAAUGUUUGUUCCUUUGUGCCAUUUCAUUUCAACUUUGAAAUAUUGUAACCAAGAUAAUAAAAACAAUUAUAUACUUUA